AUGGGCAUCACAAGGAACAUUACCAUCACAAGGAACGUUGACAUCAUAAAGAAAAUUGACAUCACACGGAACAUUGACCUCACAAGGAACAUUGACAUCACAAGGAACAUUGACAUCACAAGGAACAUUGACAUCACAAGGAACCUUGACAUCACAAGGAACAUUGACAUCAUAAAGAACAUUGAAAUCACAAGGAACAUUGACAUCACAAGGAACAUUGACCCCACAAGAAACAUUGACCUCACAAGGAACAUGGACAUCACAUGGAACAUUGACAUCACAAGGAACAUGGACAUCACAAGGAACAUUACCAUCACAAGGAACCUUGACAUCACAAGGAACUUUGACAUCACAAGGAACAUUGACAUCACAAGGAACAUGACCAUCACAAGGAACCUUGACAUCACAAGGAACAUGGACAUCACAAGGAACAUUAACAUCACAAGGAACCUUGACAUCACAAGGAACCUUGACAUCACAAGGAACCUUGACAUCACAAGGAACCUUGACAUCACAAGGAACAUUACCAUUGCAAGGAACCUUGACAUCACAAGGAACCUUGACAUCACAAGGAACCUUGACAUCACAAGGAACAUUGACAUCACAAGGAACCUUGACAUCACAAGGAACAUGGACAUCACAAGGAACAUUGACAUCACAAGGAACAUUGACAUCACAAGGAACAUUGACAUCACAAGGAACAUUACCAUCACAAGGAACAUUACCAUCACAAGGAACCUUGACAUCACAAGGAACCUUGACAUCACAAGGAACCUUGACAUCACAAGGAACAUUGACAUCACAAGGAACAUUGACAUCACAAGGGACAUUUCCAUCACAAGGAACCUUGACAUCACAAGGAACCUUGACAACACAAGGAACAUUGACAUCACAAGGAACAUUGACAUCAUAAAGAACAUUGACAUCACAAGGAACAUUGACAUCACAAGGAACAUUGACUUCACAAGGAACAUUGACAUCACAAGGAACCUUGACUUCACAAGGAACAUGGACAUCACAAGGAACAUUGACAUCACAAGGAACAUUGACAUCACAAGGAACAUUAACAUCACAAGGAACAUUGACCUCACAAGGAACAUUGACAUCACAAGGAACCUUGACAUCACAAGGAACAUUGACCUCACAAGGAACAUGGACAUCAAAAGGAACAUUACCAUCACAAGGAACCUUGACAUCACAAGGAACAUUGACCUCGCAAGGAACAUUUACAUUAUUAUCUACACUAGAGUUGCUACUUCAUAACAAUUGUCAUAACUAUU
Dreissena polymorpha is the source of this 1280-nucleotide messenger RNA. RefSeq lists its product as uncharacterized. The record is from RefSeq and is a predicted model, not a curated record. The transcript is spliced from 2 exons. Bases 1 to 1263 code for a protein of 420 amino acids. NCBI's taxonomy places the organism in Eukaryota, Metazoa, Mollusca, Bivalvia, Myida, Dreissenidae.